AUGGAGCCGCCGAAUCUCUAUCCGGUGAAGCUCUACGUGUACGACCUGUCCAAGGGCUUGGCCCGGAGGCUCAGCCCCAUCAUGCUGGGUGAGGCAGGCCCGGGGUCCGUGGGAAGAAGGCAGGUGGCCGCCCGCAGCGCCCUGCCGAGCCGGGAAGAGGGGCCCACGGGGAAGCAACUGGAAGGCAUUUGGCACACCUCUAUAGUUGUACACAAGGACGAGUUCUUCUUCGGCAGCGGCGGCAUUUCCAGCUGUCCCCCGGGAGGGACAUUGCUUGGGCCUCCAGACACUGUGGUUGAUGUGGGGAACACAGAAGUCACAGAAGAAAUCUUUCUGGAAUACCUGUCCUCCCUGGGGGAAUCUCUGUUCCGAGGAGAAGCCUACAACCUCUUCGAACACAACUGUAACACCUUCAGCAAUGAAGUGGCACAGUUCCUGACCGGGCGGAAGAUCCCUUCCUACAUCACUGACCUGCCCUCUGAAGUUCUCUCCACGCCCUUUGGACAAGCGCUUCGACCCUUCCUGGACUCCAUCCAGAUCCAGCCUCCUGGAGGGAACUCUGUGGGCAGACCCAGUGGCCAGAGCUAACAGGACUGCACGGGACUGCCUGCCCUCCAGGAAUUUUCCUUUUUAAACAAAACAAACCCUACCAGAUUUCUAUUUUAUAAUUUUACAUCAGAGCUAAUGGGGACAGCUUUUUAAAUUUCCCAGGGAAGGAGCUUGUCGGGCUGCACGUAGGACAGUGCUCCCGAGAAACAGAACAAAUGCCAUCCCCUCUAAUAGUAUUAUACUAAUUUAUUAAGGCUGUCUUGUCUGUGAGUUCACUUCUGACGCUGUUGCCCGAGCGUCCUCUGCACUGGAGAAAGGGGGCGCUUGUUUAAACAGAAAGAAAGAGUCACAAUCUGAGAGAAUCCCGUCCUGGACCCUCUUUCCAGAGGAUACCCACAUUCCACCCAGGGGGCCACACCGCUGGGCCCUGGCUGAGGUUGUUUUGUUUUGUUUUGUUUCGUUUGUUUUUCGAGACAGGGUUUCUCUGUGUAGCCCUGGCUGUCCUGGAACUCACUCUGUAGACCAGGCUGGCCUUGAACUCACAGAGAUCCGCCUGGCUCUGCCUCCCGAGUGCUGGGAUUAAAGGCGAGCACCACUGAGUUUUAUACUGUCCAUUCCCUGGAGCAGUCACCCUCUAGCAGCAAGUGAACCAAAGGAGUUGGUGGACAUGGGGCCGGCUGUAGGCUGACUGCCUCAACCUAAGUGAACUCUUGAGCCGCAAGUUUACCCCCUCACCCCGAACAAGGCCACAGGCUGGGGCUGGAGCAGCCAGAGCCUCAGGAUCAAAGGACAGGGAAGACAGGAUAAAGCCAUUCCUCUUCCCCCUAGACUCAAUGCCAGUCCUCUCUGCCUGCCCCCAAGCUGCUCUUCCUCAGCAAUAACUUGACCUGUUACCAUUCAUGGAGGUCUAGGCUGCAGUGGCAGGGACCUGGGCCUUUUCUGCAAAUAAUGACAUCAGUUUGUUUAUAGUCAGUAGAGCCACCCACCCACCCACCCAAACCGGUGUGCAUUGGUCAGCUAAGUGCUGAGGGAACCACAGUGUAGAGAGGAUACCAUAAUGAUGUAGAUUCAAGGUGGCAAGACAAUGUAAGAGUUGUCUACAGCAGGGACUUUCACAUUACCCUAAAGUGUCUUCAACAGACAUUAUCUCCAUCGUCGUCGUUCUGACCUUAAGAGGUGUGGCUGGGGUGAGUGGGCAUUUUCCUAGUGAUGUGCCACUACGAUCCAUCGCAGGAAUCAUCCAGAAGUCUAUGAUCUAGACUCUGGAUUCUAGAAGGAACUUAAGGUUCCCUUUCUUGGUGUCAGCCUCCUACUAGCUAAUUUGGGGACUGGAUAUGGAGAAGGGGACUCAGAGCAGGCACCUGAGACUCAGCUCCACAUCUGUGGGACCCCCUGCCAUGGCCUCCUACCACUUCUGAAACUUGAGCUCAAUUGCUCCUUCUGGGGCAGCCUUUCCUCCCUGAAAAGCUGCUGCUGGCUGCCCUGCUGUCUUUGCCAGUAGCCAUAUCAGUUGGCAUCAUCGGGAUCUCAGCCUCAGUGCCGGCCUGGUGCCUGACCAGGGCCAAGUCCAGCUGGGAUGUCAGGUGGUGUUUGGAACUUGAAGAUUGGAAUCAAAUGGGUCUCAAGUCUCAACGGUUUGCAAGUGUGCGUGACAAUGACAGAUUAGAGUGGACACCCGCAGGAAUUGUUUGCUGUUGGUCUGUUGACAGAAUGGGCCCCAGAAGGAUGAAUGUUCAAAGCUUGGCUUCUGGGUAGGUAGAGGUUGCUAAAAGCCGUCUUCGUCACCUUUAAUUUGCCGGGCCCCAGCUGCUAGCAUCUCUACCUAGAGCCCGCGCCUCUCUCCUGACAGGUGCUGGACUGAUUUUCCCAUGUGACCAGAUUCGUCUGGGUUCCCUCCUCGCAGCAGUGACUCAAAUACCAUGAUAUUCUGAGAAUUUCUGUCAUUUGAUGGCUUGAACAGCCUCCUGUCAUGUCCAGCAGCCGUCCAUGCCAGUGCCUGUGCCCAUGGCUCACAGGGAGAUGGGAGGACUGGACAGUUUCUCAGACCUCUGCAGGAAGGCAAGCUCUUCCUCCCUUUGCAAAUCCUGUUACCACCAGAAUCCCAGGCCAGGAACCCCACAUCCCACUUCACAUAUCUCUGUCCCAGUAUCUCAGGAGCAUGCUCUUGAGGGCCAGCUGCUCCACCUGGGCAUGUACAAGUGAGCUGGGCGGGAACUGAGUCGUGUUCGUGCCACAUGACAGACACCCCGUGGAGGUCCAUUGGCCAAGGGACAAGGGAAGUGGAGGCAUGAGACCAUUGUCCUCUCCUAGACAAAGUGAAGCGUGUUCCUUUGAGAUUCCUUGGAGUCAAACUAAUUAUUAUGUCUAAUACAGAGGUGUUUGCUGGUUUUCAUUGGUGUUUUUUCUAAUGCAAUAAACUCAUUUAUGCUGG
Messenger RNA from Peromyscus maniculatus bairdii (prairie deer mouse), 2980 nucleotides. The record is from RefSeq and is a predicted model, not a curated record. Lineage: Eukaryota; Metazoa; Chordata; Mammalia; Rodentia; Cricetidae.